GACUCCACCAGCCAAUCAGCAGCCCGCACCUGCACCCCUUUGCAGCUCUGCAGCAACAAGAGGUCACAGCGCUUGAAAACGUGGAGGGAAGCAGACAGCGGAGUCCACAGCAGCACGCAGCACCCUCAGCCGGACCAUCAGGCCUUUAACUGCACAUACACACAGAGACACGAAGGAGGAGGAGCGUGUCGUUUUCUCCCGAGAGAGCGAUGUCGCUGACGAACAGCAACGCCGUGGCCAUGGAGAGACGCAUGGAUCUGGCAUCGCUCUUUUGCAUGAUAGGGCGGCACGGUCCCGCCGUGGCUGUCGCAGUUAUAGCGAUGGUGUCCGUGCUGGCGGGUUUCAUCAUCUACCGGACCGUGAGGGGGAAGCGGAGGAAGGCCACAGCCGCAGACAGCGACGAUGAGACCCCCGGAGCGGAGAGAGACGCAUCGGUGAUCCAACAAAGCCCGGAGGAAAACCACAGCUCUGUGAAGGCAACAGGUAAGGAGAUCCACAGGGAUCCACAUUUAGAGGUUUUUAGGCUGCUGCUGGUGCUGCAAACCCGGGAGUGUUGGAUUUCGUGGGUCAGUGUUUAUAACCUGUGGGUGAUGGUGAUAAUAGGACAUGUGUGUGUGUAAGUUUAAAUAGAGCUCUGCAGUCUCAGUAACAUAGGGGGACUGCAGAUGACACUGCAAUGAUAUUAAUACUGAGCUGUGAUACUAACACUAUAGUAGAUAUUAAUAGGCUUCAUAAUGCUUGAGGACUGGGAUACUGUAAAGAUUAAACUUUCCAUUAGGCCUAUAGGUGAGAGAAAUCCAACCAGGGUUUCUUACACAUGUUUAAAAAUGGAACAAUGACCCAACAGCAUAUAACACCCAUGCAGCAAAUGAGUGAUUAUUAUUAUUAUAUAAAGAGAGGUGCACACAAUAUUUCAGAAUCACAAUGAGAUAAGAUAAAUCCAGACCAUGUCAAUUAAGGCCUCCACUGGCUAAUUCAUAACUUGGAGUUUGGUUUAAAUGUUUCUUUUUUUUGGAAAAUUACAAAGGUAUUGGGUAAUUUUUUUGUAUUUUUUAGUAUUUUUAGUCUGCAUGUGCAUUGUACUUCUUAUAUUUAAUUUAAUUUUGUGUUUUUUGCUGCUGUUACAUGAGAAUUUCCCACUUUGGGAUCAAUAAAGUAUAUCUAUCUAUCUAUCUUUCUAUCUAAUUUUGGCGAUGUACAGAACAUUGCAAUAUGAAAAAUCAAGGAGUUAUACCAGAUAAAUACAACUAUAUGAUUUUUUUAUGCACAUACCAGGCUUACAGGAUGUGUAGAUACAUUUGAUGCUCUCACUAACUGGUCUGACUAUUUGACAGCAUCAAAACAGAAUGAAAUGGUUGCAUCAAGGCAGGGUCCAUCCAACAAUAGACACAGUAACAUGCUGAGUGAAGAAGAAUUGAUUAUUUAUCUAAAUAUAUUAUUUAAAUUUAUUACGAUGCAUUUUGACCUUUACUUUGAGUGUGGAUGAAAAUGUUCAUACUGGGAUCUUGAUAAAACUGCAACCUUCUUAGGAUGGAUAACAAAAGUACAAAGCUAAAAAAGUAUUCUUGAUAUAUUUGUUUGAUAUUAUUAUUAUUGUCAUUAUUAUCAGCAAUAUAAUUGGUGUUUUAUUGACAGUUCUUAAUGUAUAACUUAAGGGCUUCUUCUGUUUGUGUUUUUGCAGAACUGAGAGAGGAAAGUUCAUCUGAACUGAUAGAAGAUCUGAUCCAGAGUGAUCACAAAAUCAGGCAUCGCUCUGCUGCUGCUGCUGCUGCUGCUGCUCCUGCUGAGAAAAAGCCUUCACUUUAUUUCUCUCCUAAGGAUGACAUCCAAGUCCCAGAAGACAAGAACACCACUUCAGAUGACAUAACAGUUCAGGGGGAUUCUUUCAAAGUACAUACUCAUGUAAAAGAGGCCAGUCAGAGCCCACGAGAUGAUUCUUACACUAAGGCCAAAAUGGUGGUGAAGGAUGUUAUGAGUGACAGCCACAGUGCUACAAACACAGUGACUGAGGAUGGUGUGGAAGAGGUCCAUGAUAUUAACAGCUGCCUGAGGGAUCCAGAGAAGAUUAUUGAUGAAAACAACAAAGAAGACCAGGUAAGCAGGUUUUGGACACAUUUCAGCCACAUAUGCAGCUUCAGCGAGAUGAUAGUUAGCUUAGUGUGGAGAAACAGCUGGUCUGGCAGUGGUUAAAGGUAACAAAGUCCAGUCUUGUUUAUCUUGUUUGUUUAAUCCCUGUUGUGAAACUAGUAUGUCAAAACAUGAAAUAUUCAACAAGCAAACAUGGGGUAUCAUUAGCACUUGAUUAAAACAGAUGAACUCUGUUAAAGGUGAAGUGUGUGGUACUUAUAUCUAUAUAGGAGCAGGCUCCCCAUCACUGAGGCUGCCAUCUUGCACUUCCAUGUUUCUACAGAAGCUCAGGACAGACAAACUAAUAAAACAUGCAUUUUUUUUAUUGAGUAGCAGCAUGAAACACAUAAACAGGUUGGUAGUUGUGCACAAAAGUAUUCGUACUUUUAACCAAUUCUGGUAACCAAUUCUGAAAAUGGAGGACCACAGUUAUCAUGCACCACAGAAACUUCCUGUUUUCAAAGGCCAUAAUUUCUAACAUUGCCAUUUCUACAUACUUUACCCUUUAAUGUUUCUUCAGAGUUUUGGAGCAGUGACCAAGUGGCAAUAUCUUUUAUCAUAUCAGUAUGUGCUUUAGUUUGUUACAAGUAGCAUAGACGUGUACAUGAGUAGCCUCUGCCAAUCCUUCAGACUAAAUGUCCUUUAACUCUAAAAGUUACAUCUCUUUUACUUUUUUUUUAGGUGUGUAAGUCAGCGUACCGGGAUGACAAGCAUGUGGUCACAGAUGAGGAUGUUUCUGACAAGAAAACUAGACAAGAGGAGGAAACCAGUUGUACGAGAGAAAAUGAAUAUGUUGACGAACUUCAAGAAGAUGUAACAACAGUUGAAACAAACGGUGUGGGAUCCAUUUUGAUGGAGUCUGUUAUGGAAGAUGCACCUGUCUCUAUUAUCUGUAAUGUCAAAGAAGAGGAGUUUGAGUCACCGGAUCCAGAAAGUGUUACUUUCAGUUACCCUGACGAUAAUCUCGGUUCUGCAGAGGAGCAAAAUAAAAUUGAGAGUGAGGAGGCAGAGGUGGAGUGUGAAGAUUCACAGAUAAUUCCUCAACAAUUAUCGAAGUCUGACCAAGAAACAAAUCAGCCAUCUUUGAACCAGGACCAGGGCGAUCAUGUGAUGGAUGAGUGGACUCCUCCUGUGGAGCGUAGUGAUGGGGUUGAAUAUAGUGGCCCGACUGAGGAAAUGUCUGAAGAAGUUACAGAUGAAUAUAACACAGCUGUAGACACCCAUUGCCAACAGUUUGAAGAGGAAGAAGCAGAGAUUGAACAGAAUGAGGAAAACAUUAUAACCUCCAGUCAACAGGAUGGUGACAAAAAAGAGAAAGUGGAAAAAACAAGUGAAAACAUUAUUGCCUUUGUUGAAGAAUCUGGUGGUCAAACGGUGGAAACCAGCCCCUCUCCUUCCUGUUUGAGUGCGUCCAAAAAAGCUGAAACCAAAGACGACAAUCUGUCUGACGUCACCACUGACGAAAACGAUCAAAUCUCAGGCAAUGCAGAUCAUCCAGACAUUUCAUCAGGUUUUCAACAGCCACUAAGAGAAUAUGAAAGCUUGACAUCUCCAGAUGAAGACGCUAAUUCCACAACUCUUGAAUCACAGAAACUGUCACAUGAUAUCGACAGAGAGCCUACAAAUACGGGAAAUGACCAGACAGUGGCAUCGGCUGGUCCCAGUGUAGCUACGAGCGAUGGUGAAAAUGUCACUGAAGUAUUUCCUCCUCAUGAUGUGUCCUCUUGCCACAGAGAGCAGCAAAGUCUCCCUAUAAGUGUUGUUGAAAAAGCUGAAAACAAACCCCCCUCACCUUUAAUGGAGGAAGAGAUAUCUCUCCUUGACGUGUCGCCUCCCUCCCAAGAUCGAGCGACAGACCCGACAGAACCUUUUGAUGAAACAGAGGUCAGCUCUGCCUCCAAUGAUCACAUGAAAAACACUAUUGAAGAAAUAAACAUCACGUCUGCCACCGAUAUACCCUCUUUUGACAAGGCUAGCUUAGCUUCCCCUACAACAUGUGAAGACCAACCAAGCAAUGGAGUGGCAAAUAUUGGAGACAUAUCUGAAGUAACCGCCAGCUCUGCUCCUGUCAUGACUGUAGACCUGAGCCCGAGCACCUGUCACAUGUACAGGACAUCUUUUGAGCAAAGUGAUCUCGGUGAUCCUGACCCGUCGUCUCCAAGUUUUGGUAAAGAAAGUGGAAUUUCAAGCAUGGCUGUCAGCCCUGAUUUGCAAGAUGUCUAUAAUGGGUUUGAGGUGAUAGAUAAAAAUAUUGUAGAGUGCAUCCUGCCGUCUACUUCCCAGGAAGAACCCAAGAACAGCCUCUUUGGGGAUUAUGUAGCGGCACCUUACAGUUGUAAUGAAAAUACUGCAGGUAUGGUAUUUGGCCCCUACAAGUCACACCAGCCCCAGUCACCCCGUGAAAGGCAGACAGGCAGGACCGAGUAUGAAUCCUACGCGGCCAAUGAGGACAUGUUUGGCCAUCAGAUAGAGGAUAGUUACCACAGAGACAUGGAGAAGUUUAUGGAACAAAUUGUGAACAAUAUUACGAGCCUCGCUGGUGAGCUGAAAGAGGAACCGGACAAGAAAGUUACUGUUGAGGUUGUAGAAAAGACUGACAAGAAAGCAAAAGUAGGUGUUGAUAAGAAAGCAGAAACGGACGCAGAGGAGGAAGAAGCUGUUGAGUCUGAAAAGACUGAGAUUAGUAUCAUGGAGGCGACCAUGGACAAUAAUGAAUGGAUCACAGAAAGCAACUACCCAGUCCUUCCUUGGAUGAAUAUUUCUGCUCCAUCUAUCAUCCAGGAACUCAGUCAAAACAACCAGCUUCCCACUGAAAAGUGUGUCACUGCAACAGUAGACGUCUCUUGUGUAGAUCCAACAGAAGAUCCACCUGUCACUGAAGUCAAACAUGGAGUCGAGCUCUCUCUCCCCAGUUCUCUCUCCCUUGUUGAUGAAAACUCUGAAAAUAACAAAAAGGUCCUUGCAGUCCAGCCUAUGCCCCAGAAUGUCAACGUAACCUUCAGAGUCCAUUAUUUCGCCCAGUCGCCAUACCAGACGGUGGCUAUCACAGGGGACCAGCAGGAGUUGGGGAACUGGAAGGAAUUCAUCCCACUUGAGAGGGCCAAGAAUGGGCACUGGGCCACAGUGGUCAGCCUGCCUGCAGAGAGUCAUGUGGAAUGGAAGUUUGUGCUGUUGGACAAGGGAGAGGUGUGCCGCUGGGAGGAGUGCGGCAACCGUCUCCUCGAGACAGGCUCUGGAGACGACCUGCUGGUGCACAAAUGGUGGGGAUUUUUAUAAGUGAGGUGACGUACAGUCAGCUUUUAGAACUGGCUACAGGACCAGAUUAAAAAUAGAUCUCUGUACUGCCUGUCACAUGACCCACAUCUGAAUACAGUACAUUCAUAAGACGACUAAUGGUCAACUACACUGUACCCAAAUGCGUACAUUCUGGUAAACAUUGAUUUUACUGUAUUGUAAGUGAUAACAUAUCUGAGUUUCAGCUUUGAAUACUCAAGACUGUGACCAGCUUAGAACUAACUGAUGGAGCUCUUAAACAAUAAUUGCCUUGAACACUAUUGGCCAGGUUAUAAUAACGUUUACCUUUGGGUCUGAUCAUGUGAUGGGCAUUUUUAACUUUUUAUCUACUCCAGUAUUGACUUAACAUCCAAAUUCAUCUAUUGCUACAGCCCAUCUUGGAUUUUAACACACUGCUCAUGAUCCAGUUUUCUUGUUUUUGGAGCAGCAGUCUUACAAUAGUCAAAGACAUAUUUAACUCAGAUGUAUUUUGACAUGCAAAAUUUCAACUUAAUGAUUACUGGGAUAAAUGGAUCUUUCAGGGAAAUGAAAGCGUUGCCAUCAGAAGCUCAUGUUACAUCAAAUACUUUCUGUUUUCUCUGGCAGAAUCAAUGAUUAUGCAAGCUGCACCACUUAAAAAUGUGAUUUAUUGCAAGUGUUGAAUUGUGCAAAGUGAGUUUCUUAUGUUUUCCGUCUGCUGAUUAAAUACUUCCAGCAAUCUAUAAUAAUAAUAAAUGCACACAGCUCACUUUUAUUACAGCAAUAAUCAAAGCAAAGCAAUAUUUCUGUAUACUGUUUAUCUCUCAUUAUAUCAGGUAUUCUAAUGUGUUAACCACUAAACUGUGACAUAGUUGUGCUGCUUUUAAUCUCCUGGGACUGCAUGCAAUAUUGUUGUUGUUCUAUGAAUGUGCCUUUAAACUGUAAUUUUGUAUUCAUGUGAAUAAUGCUUACAAGCAGCGAGGCUUUUCUUUGACAACACAUUGCUGGCCAUUAUUAUUGUUGUUGUCAUUAAUUGUGUUUUUUCAAAUUUUAUGGAUUCACUAUUUUAAGUCUCUUUUUAAAAAUGAUGCUGUCAGUUUGGUAUCAAUUUUAAAUUCUUUAGACCGUAAUCAAUACAUCCCAGAUCAUAUCAAAGUAUUAUGCAAUUCUGUAAUGGUCAUGCUACUCUUGAAUGUUACUUAUGUGAAGUUAUCAAAAAAAUAAAGAAAUCCUCUGGGAAUAUA
Molecule: messenger RNA, 6623 nt
Organism: Xyrichtys novacula (pearly razorfish)
Lineage: Eukaryota; Metazoa; Chordata; Actinopteri; Labriformes; Labridae
Source: the annotation of a GenBank genome assembly